Molecule: messenger RNA, 2199 nt
Organism: Molossus molossus (Pallas's mastiff bat)
Lineage: Eukaryota; Metazoa; Chordata; Mammalia; Chiroptera; Molossidae
Product: serine/threonine-protein kinase MARK2-like
Exons: 2
Coding region: 1-2199 (732 amino acids)
Biological process (GO): protein phosphorylation; microtubule cytoskeleton organization; intracellular signal transduction
Cellular component (GO): cytoplasm
Molecular function (GO): ATP binding; tau-protein kinase activity; protein serine/threonine kinase activity
Source: RefSeq, a predicted model, not a curated record
AUGUAUACCCGUGCAGCCCUCUCUGACAUCAAGGAGCUGCACGUAGGGAAUUAUAUCCUCCUAAAAACCAUCGGCUGGGGAGCCUUUGCCUCAGUGUGGCUGGCGCGGCACACUGUAACGGGCAAAGAAGUGGCAGUGAAGGUUCUGCGUCAACAGGGCCUCUCUGAUCCUUCUGAUGAAGUCCAUGCUCUCCAGGUACUAAAACACCCCAACAUCGCCCAGUUGUUUGAAGUGGUUACCACUGAAGACAAUGUAUAUCUCUUCCAAGAGUAUAUCAGCGGCGGCGAUUUAUUUGAUUAUCUGAAGAAUAGAAGCCGCAUGGCAGAGGAGGAAGCCCGAACUACCUUGCGCCAAUUAAUAUCUGCGUUACAACACUGUCACAAACGCGGCAUAAUCCAUAGAGAUGUUAAGCCUGAAAAUAUACUGCUAGAUGGGGAUAACAAUGUGCGGUUAGCAGAUUUUGGCUUGAGUGCAGUACUUAAAGAUGAGAAGCUAACAGACUGCUGUGGGACUAUCCCAUACAUGGCGCCUGAGGUAUUGAAGUGUGAACCUUAUGAUGAAAAGGCCGAUGUAUGGAGUGUCGGAAUAGUCCUCUACAAGAUGCUAACAAAACACCUACCAUUCAAGGGGAAGAACACCAAGGAGGAAGAGAAUAGUAUAUUGAGAGGACAGUUCCAUUUACCAAUGUAUCUCUCCCACGGAUGUAGAGACCUUUUGAAGAAAUUAUUGACCUUCAACCCCAGCAAGAGACCAACUCUAGAGAAUGUAAUGAAAGACCGCUGGCUCAACUUUGGCCAGUCAGAGGCCCUCAGGCCAUAUGUUGAGCCACCCCAGGGGGACCUGAAUGCUCAGAUAGUAAGCAUCAUGAUAAAUAUGGGCUGGGAGGAACAUGAGAUACGAGAAUCGGUAACUUCAAAAAAAUAUGAUAGUCUUAUGGGGACCUAUCUAAUUUUAUCUAUGACAACACCUCAAAUGAAGAUAUCCACCAUUAAGGUAAGGCCCUGUUCCUCCCCUGACCCUAACAUCAAUCCUUCUGCAUUCCAAGGGGUUCAGGCAGAAGGGCAAAAGGGCGGAGACCCGGCCACUUUACCACCCAGCUUCGAAUCAAGGCUGCCCACCUCCUCAGCCAGCAUGAAAGGGGGGAAGAACAUUCUGAAACCAAAAACCACCACGUCCCCAACCAGGGAAGACGUGAAAACCACCACCACCCCAGUCAGGGAAGAAGUGAAAACCACCACACCCCCAACCAGGGAAGAAGUGAAAACCACCACCCCGCGAACCCGCGAAGAACCAACCACCACCACCAUCCUACCCAGAGAAGAUGAGAAGACCACCACCAUCCUACCCAGAGAAGAUGAGAAGACCACCACCAUCCUACCCAGAGAAGAUGAGAAGACCACCACCAUCCUACCCAGAGAAGAUGAGAAGACCACCACCAUCCUACCCAGAGAAGAUGAGAAGACCACCACCAUCCUACCCAGGGAAGAUGAGAAGACCACCACCAUCCUACCCAGGGAAGAUGAGAAGACCACCACCAUCCUACCCAGGGAAGAUGAGAAGACCACCACCAUCCUACCCAGGGAAGAUGAGAAGACCACCACCAUCCUACCCAGGGAAGAUGAGAAGACCACCACCAUCCUACCCAGGGAAGAUGAGAAGACCACCACCAUCCUACCCAGGGAAGAUGAGAAGACUACCACCAUCCUAUCCAGAGAAGAAGAGGAGACCACCACCAUUCUACACAGAGAAGAAGAGAAGACCACCACCAUCCCAGCCACGGAAGAAACAAGGAGCACCACUCCAAUACCUGGCCCAAAGUCAGGGACCACCACCUCCAGUACAGCCCUCCGGGGUGACCCUGGGAACUCCCGCAUCAUGUACAUCAGCAGCACCAGCAGGGUUGGUGGAGCCCCCGAGGAAACCACCAAUGAAAAUAACCCUCAAACUGCUCAUUCUGAUGUCGAGUCCUUAGCCUCUUUCCCUGGCCACAUCCAGGGCCAACAGACCACUGAUCCCCACCAGCCCGGCACUGAUACAAUUUUUAAAAAGUGUCGCUGGCCACCACAGACCAUAGUCGAAGAUUCUGUGAAGAUCAAGCAGCACCCCCAGAAUGUUGAAGCUGAAGGUACUGAGCUCCUAGGAGGCCGGCCACGUGGUGCAGGUGAUGAACCAGAUGCUGGACACAAACAGCUGCGAUGA